Messenger RNA from Dimorphilus gyrociliatus, 3474 nucleotides. The record is from the annotation of a GenBank genome assembly. NCBI's taxonomy places the organism in Eukaryota, Metazoa, Annelida, Polychaeta, Dinophilidae.
AUUAAUUAAGCCUGUACAGAUGUCUUAAAACUUAUCGAACAAAUAUAAAUAUACCUACCUACAGGACAGGAUAAAUAUAGAAAAUAAAUAAAUAUACAAUAUGUAGUAUAGGCUUAACUCUUGUAGAGUAGGGAAAGAAAACAAAAAUAAAUCAAUAAUCACUGUUAAAUACAAAUUUGGUAUGAAUUUUUCAUUGUCUAGUCUAGAAACCAAAGUUUACAAUACCUAUUUGAUUUUUUUUUUAGCAUUAUUAAUAAUUUAUUGCCUACUUAAUUUGUUUUCUACUCGUCCCUAUAAUUCAUCAGUUAAAAUAUGAAAUUAUACAGCUAUGGCUUCGGUGAACGUAUAAAGGAAUGUAUGAAAUUUAUGUAUAUAUCUUCUAUGGAUGUGUUUACGAAUAACUAUUUCUAAAAUUAUAUCUCUUCUAAGAAUGGAUUAUAACACGAUACAUUUUAACGAAUUCAGUGAAUAUGUUCCAUUUUGUAUUAGUAUUUUCGAUAAGGAAUUUGCACAAGCUCUCUCAACGAAUGAAUCUUUUGAUCACAUAUACUCUCAAUUUCCUCGUAUUAAAAAUUCAAUGAAGAGAGAAGAUCUUUAUCAGGAGAAUGUUCAAUUAGGAAGAGAAAUGUGUCUUACUAAUUGCAGAAUGUUCUUAUUGGAAGCCCUUCGUUUUUAUUCGUUAGAUGAAUUCUUAGAAAUUUUUAAAUUAAAUGGGACAAUGAAGCAGAGAGAGAUCGCUCAAAAAUCCUAUAUUUUAAAUAUUAACCUUUGUAGAAAAUUUUCGCCGUUGAAAGACGAAUCAAUUAAUAUAUGGGGUAAUUACUAUUGGACAAAGCUAACUUCACAAUUAAAGGAACUCUAUUCAAGCACGCACUUCCAAGAAAAGAACAUUCUUAAAAAAGAACAUUUUUAUAAUAAAGUUAAAUGGCUAAUUGGUAAUCAAACAGGUUUUUUACCGAAAAAGACGCUAUUAAAAGAUUUUCCUAAUUACGUUAUCGAUAAUGAUAAAUUAAUAGCCGAUUAUAACAAUACUCAAGAUAAUCAAAUAAUUGAGACUAUCUUGAAAAUUAAUUGGAGGAAAUUGGUAAUAAAAGGUGCAAAAGGAAUAGGAAAAUCUCUUAUUCUGAAGAAAAUUGCAGCAAGUUGGGCAAGGAAAACGGAAGUUACUUCAAAAUUAGUUCUUUUUAUACCGCAGGCCUACAGAGUUCAUGAUUUUCAAUCUCUUGUUAAAAUUAUAUGCAGCGAACUAUUGAUUGACCUUGAUCGUGAACUGUAUUUUCAUGUUGAAAAAUUAUUGGAGAAUUUACCUGAGAACAUAAUACUGCUGUUGGAUGACUCAUUCUCAGCUGAUAAUCGACGAGAUUCUUCUCACUGCUAUCCUUAUUUAUCUAAUUUUGUUGUUAUUGCCACUAGCUCUAUUAACCAAUUAGAGGCGGACAAAGUACAAGAUUUUAAAGUAGUAGAAAUUGAAGAGGAAUUUCUAGAGCAGAGCUUUAAAAAAGUUAUAAAUAGAGAAUAUUCGAUAGACGCCGAUAAUCUAAUUAAAGAAUUAACGUUCUUCGGCCUCAAUUUCUUCUUAUUAUUUCCAAAAUAUUGGUUUAUUAUCGUAAAAUUAUGGCAGAAGAGAUUACCAGUUAAUAAUUUCUUUUUAAGCCUACUAAAAAGUUGUUUUGGCAUCAAGGCAAAAGUUCUUACUGAUUUAUUGUUAGUAUCAUUCAAUUAUAUAAUUAAUUUGGAAAAUAAGGAGAACAACGGCUACCAAUCGAAAUAUUCUGCUAUCAACUGUAUAUUAACAACUAACGAAGAAGGUAAUCAGCAAUUUAAAAGUAAUAAGAUAAGAAAUUUAUUAAUUGCCGAACACUUAAUAAGAAAUGAAACAGAUUUACAAUUAUUCAUUAAAAAUCAUGAGUUAAUACGAAGCGAAGACGACACACUAAUCUUUGACGUGAUCUUUUAUAUUCUUUUGACAGUAAAGAACGCUCCUAAGGGUUUAGAUGAAUUAAUAACCAUUGAACCGUUCGAAAAUCAAUUAGUGAUAAUUAUGCAUACUGUUGAAAAUUUUGAUAGGAAAUUUGAAUUAUUUAACUGUCGAGAAAUGGUAAUAAACUUGGAAAAGUAUUCGACAUAUUACCUUGACAGACUUAUUAGAAAUAUUAAAUUUUUCAUUUCCAAAUUAAAUAGAAAAGAUAAUUUCAAGUUGACUUUUAAAUCUGAUAAGGAUUUAAAUGGUUUUUGGAAUAAAAGACUUGUUGAGUUUGUUAAUGGGAUAUUAACUAACUUUACAUCUAAUAAUAUAAAAUUAAGGGAACUAUGCUUUAAAAUUGGUCACGUUCCUAAUGAAGAAAAGAUUUUACAGAAUAUCAACAAUUAUAAAGAAAAAGAACACAAUGAUUUAGCUGUAAUACUCUGGAAUUUGAAUGAAGACUUUUAUCAUUCAAUCAAUCAGUACUUAAUUUCGAACCAUAACGUUUAUCUACUAUGUUUAAUCAAAUGUAAUGAAUAUUCUAAUAUUUUGGGAAAUAUUAGACAGAAUAGGCUACAAUUUAUUGUUAUUUAUAAUAGUAAUAACAUUGUUCCAAUUCUUCCCUUAAAGGAGAGAAUCAAAUUGAAUUCAUUAAUUAUUGAAAGUAUACAUUCGAAUAUAAAGAGUAUUGAUGUACAGAAUUCAACAAAUGUUUCGUCCCGUAAUUUCGAGAAUAAUUACAAGAGAGCUAUAGAAAUUUGCUCUAAUUUGAACUUUGUUGAUAGUUUAACCAAAUUUUCUAUAUCUUUUAGAAAUAUUGCAACAGCUAUACCUGCAGUUGUUAAAUCAUUAAAUAAUAAAGAAAUUACCGAAUUGUACUUGGAAGAUUGCGGUAUUAAUCUCUACUUAUUAAUCGAUUUAAAAAGGUAUCUGGUAGAUUUAAAGACUUUAAAAUAUUUAAAUGUUUGCCGUAAUAAUUUGGAUGGAAUUGUAUCGAACAAUCUCAACUCUGAAAUACAAUGUUUACAGUUACAAAGAUUAAAUAUGGAUAUGUGCGGUAUAUCAGACGAUAGUAUUUAUUAUUUAAAUAAUUAUUUCUUCAGAAAUAGCAAUAUAAAAAGGCUACAAUUAUCUUAUAAUUUUAUAUCUAAAAGUCUUAAAAGUCUAUUACAAUCAAUUAAUUUGGUAAACGAAUUAACUAUUCGAAGCAACGAUAUAACAAAAGGAGAUUUAUUGUGUGCUGUAAAACUCUUUCAAAGUAUGGAAGAAUUAAAGAAAAUUGAUCUUAGCGAAAACGAUAUAGAAGAAUCAGCUGCCAAUCUAUUUGAAAAUCUCGGAGGAAAAGUUGAAGAAGUUCAUCUCGAAUUUUGCGGUAUUAAUGAAUUAACGGCAAAAUAUAUUUCUCAUCAGUUAAAACAACGUAAUAAUAAUUUAAAGGUAAUUAAUUUGAAUAGAAACUUUUGUAUAAGUAAAAAUUACGAAUGUUUAAUUGCAAAUUAUAAAUGAAAAGU